CCUGUUCCCACAGCUAGGCUGGUUUCGCCUGGUCAAGGCCUCACACAUGAUAGACAUGUGUUUGUGGGGUGAUUCGGAUGACGGGCUUCAUGAAGGGCCUGUACACGGAGGCCGAGAUGAAGUCAGAUAAUGUGAAGGAUAAAGAUGCAAAAAUUAGCUUCCUUCAGAAGGCCAUAGACGUGGUGGCGAUGGUCUCGGGAGAGCCAUUGUCGGCGAAGCCAGCCCGGAUCGUGGCGGGGCACGAGCCCGAGAGAACAAACGAGCUGCUCCAGAGAAUUGGGAAGUGCUGCCUCAGCAAGCUGUCCAGCGAUGAUGCGGUGAAGAGAGUGCUAGCUGGAGAGAAGGACGUGAAGGGAAGGGCCUCACUGACGUCGAAACCUCAAGAACCGGACAACAGGAAUGUGAGAGAAGAGGAGCCCAGGGUUCCUAAAGAUGAAGAGGGCAGAAGAAAUUCUGAAAUAAAUGAGAGAAGUACAAGCAGAGAUCGCACAAAAGAAGAAUUGAGAGAAGAAAGCAAACAGAGAAAAGAAAGGGACAAGGAGAAGACCAAGGAGAAUGACCGUGAUCGACAUAAAGACUCUGAGAGAGACAAGGGCCGCGAAGGGGAGAGAGAGAGGACCAGGACCAGGGCCAGGCCGGACAGGGACAGAGACAGAGGCAACAGGGACCGGGACAAGGAUGUGGACCGUGCGCGAGAGAGGAAAAACGAGGGAGGAAAAGAAAAGGAGCGGUGGAAAGACAGGGAGAAGGAGCGCGAGCGAGACAAGGGCAGGGACAGGGAUAGGGACAGGCGGAGGGUGAAAAACGGGGAGCAUGCCCGGGACCCCGUCAAGGAAAAGAUCCGAGAGCAUGAUAAACCGGAGAAGAAGUCAUCAAGCUCCGGGGAGAUGUCUAAAAAGUUGUCCGAUGGAUCUUUUAAAGACUCCAAAGCUGAAACAGAGACGGAGGUUUCCAGUAGAGCACCCAGGUCAAUGGCAACAAAGACUUCAAAACGGCGAUCUAAAACCUCAUUGGAAG
Myotis lucifugus (little brown bat) is the source of this 1017-nucleotide messenger RNA. RefSeq names its product TRAF3-interacting protein 1. Gene Ontology annotation, biological process: cilium assembly; intraciliary transport; regulation of microtubule cytoskeleton organization. The record is from RefSeq and is a predicted model, not a curated record. Gene Ontology annotation, cellular component: centrosome; intraciliary transport particle B; ciliary basal body. Gene Ontology annotation, molecular function: microtubule binding. Lineage: Eukaryota; Metazoa; Chordata; Mammalia; Chiroptera; Vespertilionidae.